UUCGAGGCUUCUCCCCUCUCGUUUUCUUCCAUAUCUAUACAUCUCUCUGUGCGGCGCAGUCACGAUUUGGUGGUACUUGUCACAUUGACUCCUUUGCUUUUUGCUUCUGUGUGAUCUGUGUCGAGGUUUUUUUGUUCUCAGGAAAGAUGAUUUACGACGUGAACUCCGCUUUGUUCCGGUCCUUUUUGAGCCAGAAGGGCGCUGCGGACAAGCGCAAGCCUGAUAUUCAGCAGUCGGGCAACCAACAGCGGGCGCCCAAGGCGAACGAAAACAAGCCUGUAAUGAACGAGUGAUCGCCAACUCACAGUGGAUCCUUGUCUCCCUGAUGGCGAGGAGGCGGCGGAAGGAGUGAUCUGUUUUGAGCGUUCUGGAAAGAUGGAGAACUUACUCGGCAUCAUUAUUAGGGUUUCUCAUAGCCUUUUAACAAUGGAUGGUGGGGUAGGCUAGUGCUGCAGGCGGUCUUGCGAGAGAAAUACGUGUCUUGGUAUUUUGGUAUUGUCUUGCAGAAGAGCGGAGAUGAUGGGUGCUUCGUUCCUAAUUACGAAAUGUUCAUCUUGUCAGUAGCAGGGGUAUUCCAUGAUACUGGGUUGCACAUUGCAUACUGCCGACGGCAGAUGCUUCACCGGAAACAGUUGCUUCUUAGACGUUACUGUGGUAUUCAAUCAAGAGUAAUCCAUGGUCUCUUCCUGGAGUGGAAUAUAAUAACCUAUGGAGUUCUCCGCCCAUUUCGGUGUUCA
Molecule: messenger RNA, 737 nt
Organism: Physcomitrium patens
Lineage: Eukaryota; Viridiplantae; Streptophyta; Bryopsida; Funariales; Funariaceae
Source: RefSeq, a predicted model, not a curated record